UUUUCUGGGGAUGGUGAUACAGGAAGUGCCCUUCGCUCUGCUAGUUCAGGUGCCUUAGCUUCGGAAUGUGCAGUGCCUCCAGCCACUCAAAGGGGCUUCUACCCGCCUUGGAUAAGCCCAGCAGCCAGGGUGCCCGGCGCGGAGCCUGGAUGGCCCGGAAAGGUUAGGAACGACAGCGAGAGAAUGGUAUGGACAUAAGAAGGGAGCUGCAGGAAACCCCAUAUGGCUCGUCCUCGUUAGUAUAGUGAGAGCGGAACAGGCGAGGAAAAGUAGUCCCUUCUCGGCGAUUCUGCGGAGGGAUCUCCGUGGGGCGGUGAACGCCGAUGACUAUAUAAGGACGCGCCGGGUGUGGCACAGCUAGUUCCGUCGCAGCCGGGAUUUGGGCCGCAGUUGUUCUUUGUGGAUCGCUGUGAUCGCCGCUUGACAAUGCAGAUCUUCGUGAAGACUCUGACUGGUAAGACCAUCACCCUCGAGGUUGAGCCCAGUGACACCAUCGAGAAUGUCAAGGCAAAGAUCCAAGAUAAGGAAGGCAUCCCUCCUGACCAGCAGAGGCUGAUCUUUGCUGGAAAACAGCUGGAAGAUGGGCGCACCCUGUCUGACUACAACAUCCAGAAAGAGUCCACCCUGCACCUGGUGCUCCGUCUCAGAGGUGGGAUGCAGAUCUUCGUGAAGACACUCACUGGCAAAACCAUCACCCUUGAGGUCGAGCCCAGUGACACCAUCGAGAACGUCAAAGCAAAGAUCCAAGACAAGGAAGGCAUUCCUCCUGACCAGCAGAGGUUGAUCUUUGCUGGAAAGCAGCUGGAAGAUGGGCGCACCCUGUCUGACUACAACAUCCAGAAAGAGUCUACCCUGCACCUGGUGCUCCGUCUCAGAGGUGGGAUGCAGAUCUUCGUGAAGACCCUGACUGGUAAGACCAUCACCCUCGAGGUGGAGCCCAGUGACACCAUCGAGAAUGUCAAGGCAAAGAUCCAAGAUAAGGAAGGCAUCCCUCCUGACCAGCAGAGGUUGAUCUUUGCUGGAAAACAGCUGGAAGAUGGUCGUACCCUGUCUGACUACAACAUCCAGAAAGAGUCCACCUUGCACCUGGUGCUCCGUCUCAGAGGUGGGAUGCAAAUCUUCGUGAAGACACUCACUGGCAAGACCAUCACCCUUGAGGUCGAGCCCAGUGACACCAUCGAGAACGUCAAAGCAAAGAUCCAAGACAAGGAAGGCAUUCCUCCUGACCAGCAGAGGUUGAUCUUUGCCGGAAAGCAGCUGGAAGAUGGGCGCACCCUGUCUGACUACAACAUCCAGAAAGAGUCUACCCUGCAUCUGGUGCUCCGUCUCAGAGGUGGGAUGCAGAUCUUCGUGAAGACCCUGACUGGUAAGACCAUCACCCUCGAGGUGGAGCCCAGUGACACCAUCGAGAAUGUCAAGGCAAAGAUCCAAGAUAAGGAAGGCAUUCCUCCUGAUCAGCAGAGGUUGAUCUUUGCCGGAAAACAGCUGGAAGAUGGUCGUACCCUGUCUGACUACAACAUCCAGAAAGAGUCCACCUUGCACCUGGUGCUCCGUCUCAGAGGUGGGAUGCAAAUCUUCGUGAAGACACUCACUGGCAAGACCAUCACCCUUGAGGUCGAGCCCAGUGACACCAUCGAGAACGUCAAAGCAAAGAUCCAAGACAAGGAAGGCAUUCCUCCUGACCAGCAGAGGUUGAUCUUUGCCGGAAAGCAGCUGGAAGAUGGGCGCACCCUGUCUGACUACAACAUCCAGAAAGAGUCUACCCUGCACCUGGUGCUCCGUCUCAGAGGUGGGAUGCAGAUCUUCGUGAAGACCCUGACUGGUAAGACCAUCACCCUCGAGGUGGAGCCCAGUGACACCAUCGAGAAUGUCAAGGCAAAGAUCCAAGACAAGGAAGGCAUCCCUCCUGACCAGCAGAGGUUGAUCUUUGCUGGAAAACAGCUGGAAGAUGGUCGUACCCUGUCUGACUACAACAUCCAGAAAGAGUCUACCCUGCACCUGGUGCUCCGUCUCAGAGGUGGGAUGCAGAUCUUCGUGAAGACCCUGACUGGUAAGACCAUCACCCUCGAGGUGGAGCCCAGUGACACCAUCGAGAAUGUCAAGGCAAAGAUCCAAGACAAGGAAGGCAUCCCUCCUGACCAGCAGAGGCUGAUCUUUGCUGGAAAACAGCUGGAAGAUGGUCGUACCCUGUCUGACUACAACAUCCAGAAAGAGUCCACCUUGCACCUGGUGCUCCGUCUCAGAGGUGGGAUGCAAAUCUUUGUGAAGACACUCACUGGCAAGACCAUCACCCUUGAGGUCGAGCCCAGUGACACCAUCGAGAACGUCAAAGCAAAGAUCCAAGACAAGGAAGGCAUUCCUCCUGACCAGCAGAGGUUGAUCUUUGCCGGAAAGCAGCUGGAAGAUGGGCGCACCCUGUCUGACUACAACAUCCAGAAAGAGUCCACCCUGCACCUGGUGCUCCGUCUCAGAGGUGGGAUGCAGAUCUUCGUGAAGACCCUGACUGGUAAGACCAUCACUCUCGAGGUGGAGCCGAGUGACACCAUUGAGAAUGUCAAGGCAAAGAUCCAAGACAAGGAAGGCAUCCCUCCUGACCAGCAGAGGUUGAUCUUUGCUGGGAAACAGCUGGAAGAUGGACGCACCCUGUCUGACUACAACAUCCAGAAAGAGUCCACUCUGCACUUGGUCCUGCGCUUGAGGGGGGGUGUCUAAGUUUCCCCUUUUAAGGUUUCAACAAAUUUCAUUGCACUUUCCUUUCAAUAAAGUUGUUGCAUUCCCAA
This is a messenger RNA of Pan troglodytes (chimpanzee), 2780 nucleotides long. It is a transcript of the gene UBC, whose product is annotated as ubiquitin C. NCBI's taxonomy places the organism in Eukaryota, Metazoa, Chordata, Mammalia, Primates, Hominidae. The transcript has 3 exons. The record is from RefSeq and is a predicted model, not a curated record. Gene Ontology annotation, molecular function: protein binding. Bases 427 to 2712 code for a protein of 761 amino acids.